CUCAUAAAACCCUCCUUAAACCCACCCGCCCGAUCUCUUCCCCUUCUCUCUUCAAUGGCGAAAUACCAAUUUCCCAAAAUACCCUUCUUCUUCUUCCUUCUACUUUCUUUCCUCGAUCUCUCAUCCUCGGUUUCAAUCCACGAUAUCCUCCGCACCAACGGUCUCCCUCCAGGAAUUCUCCCAAAAUACAUAAAAUCCUACACCCUCCAUUCCUCCGGCGCUCUCGAGGUCGUCCUCGAGCGCCCCUGCCUCACCAAAUUCGACAACAGAGUCCUUUUCGACACUGUCGUGAAGGGAAAUCUCAGCUACGCUGCCCUAACUGACCUCUCAGGUCUCUCUCAGGAGGAGCUCUUCCUUUGGUUGCCUGUCCAAGAUAUCAUCGUCAACGAUCCGUCUUCUGGUCUCAUCCUCAUCGAUAUCGGCGUCGCUCAGAAGCAGCUCUCACUGUCGCUGUUCGAAGAUCCGCUCGUUUGUAAGUCGGAUGAGGAAGAUGAUGGGAGUUCUAGAAUUCUAUCAUUGUUUGGAAUGAAGAGGGGAAGGAAAGAGAAGGGAUUUGAAGAUCAGAAAUGAACGAUCAGAUUUUAUUCUAAAUUUUUAUUUCACUGUCUUUUUCUCUUUUUAAUUUUACAGAGAGUCAGAAAUUCGAGAUUAUGACUAAUCUCAAUUUGGGUGGGCCCCAUCUGACAUGGACAGUGGGGUCCACCAAAUGGAGUAUUAGGGCAUAAUUCCCAUUUUGUAGGACCCCUCACCCAAAAAGGAGUCUUGGAUGGUUUGGGGUUUGGUAAGCAACCUGACCAUCUAAGACUCCUUUUUGGGUGUGGGGCCCUCCAAAAGUUGCAGGUUAGCUUAAUCGUACAUCUCUUGCCUCAUGUCACGUGCCUAGGUGGGCCCCACCAUGAAAUGAUCUUUCUGGUCGGUUGUAUGAUAAGCUAGCCUGCAGCUGGUUGUUUUUAGUUUUCUGGUUUGGGAUUUUUCUCUGUACAGUUGUUAGUUUACCACACUAUCUAUAUAAAUUUGUUUGAUGCUUGGA
Molecule: messenger RNA, 1030 nt
Organism: Magnolia sinica
Lineage: Eukaryota; Viridiplantae; Streptophyta; Magnoliopsida; Magnoliales; Magnoliaceae
Exons: 2
Coding region: 55-570 (171 amino acids)
Source: RefSeq, a predicted model, not a curated record